Messenger RNA from Myripristis murdjan (pinecone soldierfish), 1262 nucleotides. It is a transcript of the gene sostdc1a, whose product is annotated as sclerostin domain containing 1a. Bases 62 to 709 code for a protein of 215 amino acids. Gene Ontology annotation, molecular function: BMP binding. The record is from RefSeq and is a predicted model, not a curated record. Gene Ontology annotation, biological process: negative regulation of BMP signaling pathway; negative regulation of Wnt signaling pathway. NCBI's taxonomy places the organism in Eukaryota, Metazoa, Chordata, Actinopteri, Holocentriformes, Holocentridae. The transcript is spliced from 2 exons.
UACCUGCAGCCGGACCUCACACGCCUCGUCUCGCUCCCCAUCCGCCCUGCAGACGGCAACCAUGCACUUGGGCGCACACGAGUCGUGCCAUGCCUUGUUCUUGUUCUCCAUCCUCUUGAGGAGUUGUCAAGCCUUCAAGAACGACGCCACGGAGAUGCUCUACUCGCAUGUGAGCGCGCCGGUGCAGGAGGCGCAGAGCAACGUGUCGCUGAACCGCGCGAGGAACGGCGGCAGAGUGGCGGGCGGCGCCGCGCACGACAGAGCCGAGCGAGGCCAAAUUGGAUGCAGAGAGCUGCGGUCCACCAAGUACAUCUCUGACGGCCAGUGCACCAGCAUCAGCCCCAUUAAGGAGCUGGUGUGCGCCGGCGAAUGUCUCCCGGCUCAGAUGCUCCCCAACUGGAUCGGCAGCGGCUACAGCAGGAAGUUCUGGAGUCGCCGGAGCAACCAGGACUGGCGGUGCGUGAACGACAAGACCCGCACCCAGCGCAUCCAGCUGCAGUGCCAGGACGGCAGCACGAGGACGUACAAGAUCACCGUGGUCACCUCCUGCAAGUGCAAGAGGUACUCCAGGCAGCACAACGAGUCGGGCAACAAGUUCGAGGAGCCGCUCGUGUCCCCGCCGCAGCUUCUGCACAAAACCAAGUCAAAGAGCAAGAGGAGGCUGGGGAAGAACAGGCUGAGCGAGAACUGGCACGACACUGAACCCUGAGUCUGAAUCACUCCUCAAAAUCAGCCACGUACAGGAGAUUUGAUUGGUGCACAGACUUGCUGACAGCUUCCAGAGUUUGUAGUUGUGGAUUAUCUCUCAAUGUGACUGGGACUUGAUGCACGUGAAGCUGGUUCCCUGCUAUGAUGGAGAACUACAAAGGGCAUGCCAAGGACUUUUCUUGAUAUUUUUAAGCAGAUAAUGUGAAAAAAAGUGGGGUUAAUCACUGCAGAGCACUCUGGAGCCCCAAGCCAAUCCACAUUGUCCAAGAUGUAGCCAAAUGCAUGCAUUCCUAUAUUCUUUUUAUAUGCAGAUGGCCACCUGUAUAGGCACAUAACACCAGUUAACAUGGCAUGAAACAAAGCAUCUCAAACGUCACAGCAAAGUGUGUAAAUACCUGUACAUAUAGCAAAUUCUUACUUGCCUUUUGAAGUAUGGCCAUGUGUAUAGAAUUUUACUAUAUAAGAUGUAUGAUGUAAUAUAUUUUCUAUGGCAGCGUACGAUAAGUCAUGUUUUAUGUUUAGUCAUAAACACGGUGGCGUCGGCAGUGGUUGAA